Messenger RNA from Dictyostelium purpureum, 1776 nucleotides. RefSeq lists its product as uncharacterized. NCBI's taxonomy places the organism in Eukaryota, Evosea, Eumycetozoa, Dictyosteliales, Dictyosteliaceae. Gene Ontology annotation, cellular component: mitochondrion. Gene Ontology annotation, biological process: rRNA methylation. Gene Ontology annotation, molecular function: RNA methyltransferase activity; RNA binding. The record is from RefSeq and is a predicted model, not a curated record. The transcript has a single exon. Bases 1 to 1776 code for a protein of 591 amino acids.
AUGUUAAAAAAUUUAACAAAUAAAAGUAACAUCUAUUGUAAUAGUAGUAUUAUAUCUUUUUUAAAUAAUAGUAUUUUAGUCAGAUCAUAUGCAAAAAAAAACCAACCUAUAAUAGAAAGAGAGAAAAAUGAAGUACAACUUGGCGAAAAUAUAAAAACUGUUAAAUUUGUUACAAGAAAAAAAAUUGAAGAAACUUCAGUUAAUACUAAUAAUAAUAACAACAAUAACAAUAAUAAUAAUAGUAAAAAGAAUAAUUAUAAUAAUAAAAAUAAAAAUAAUAAUAAAAAUAAAAAUAAUAAUAAAAAUAAUAAUAAUCAUAUGAACAAUAAAAAUAAUAAUGAUUUCAAAAAUAAAAAACUGUUCAACCACUUUAAAGAUAAAUAUAAUAAUAAAGAUAACGAACAAGGUUCAAAUUAUAGUUUAGAUAACUUUGAUAAUAAUAUUAAUAUAAAAGAUAAAAAUAAUAAAAAAUCAAUUGGUUUCAAAAAUAAUGGUAAUAAAAAAAGAGUUUCUAGUUCAGAUAAAAUUGAGCAAUGGGCAAAAGAAGUGGAUAAUGAUGACUAUGACCAAGAUGAGGAUUUUUAUGAAGAGGACUACGAAGAAGACUAUGAAGAAGACUACGAAGAAGACAUUGAGGAAGACUAUGAAGACUACGAAGAAGACAUUGAUGAAGAUAAGAAAAUCAAAACUCUAAAAGAAAUUAAUGAAAUUAAAAGAACUGAAACUACAGUAUCACAUUUAAGUCCAAUUUUAGAAGUAUUUAAAAAAAGAAAAGAAGAUAUUGUUAAAUUAGUUGUUGACCAUGAGUUUUAUAAUUCGAAUAAAAAAGAGAUUCAUCCAAUGAUUAAAUAUUUUACAAAGAAUAAAAAAGUGUAUAAAAUUAUAACUGGUCCAAAUUCACAUGAAGAGUUAACUAAAAUGUCGGGCACAAUUCAUCAUGGUGGUAUUAUGGCAAUCGUUAAAAAGAAGUAUCCAGUUCCAAUCGAUGUUUUAAUGGAAAAUGAAAUUGAAAGAUAUAGAUUAUAUGAAACUACACCCAUUGCAACACACUCAUUCAGUCAACAUAUUAAAGGUCAAGAAUUGGCAAAGAAAAAACAAAUCGAAUCUUUAGGAUCUGCAGCUCGUCCAAUUAUUGUGUUUUUAGAUGGCGUCGAAAAUCCAAUGAAUUUAGGUGCUAUAGCUCGUACAUGUGCUUUGUUUGGUGUUAAAAGCAUAAUCAUCAAUGCUAGUUCAACUGAAAAUACAAAGUCACCAAUAAACCCAUUCUCUGGUGAGGCUUAUAGAAGUAGUCGUGGUGCACUCGAGCAUGUAAAUAUCUCAAUUAUCAAUACCUAUACAGAAACAAUGGAGUGUUUAAAUGAAUUCACUUCAAAUGGUUGGGAACUCGUUGUAACAUCAAGUAAUCUCGAAUUAAAGAAUAAUGUUACUCUCUACUCUAAAGGUUCAAAUAAAUUAUUAGGUCUUAAACCAAUGAUUCUUGUUUUUGGUUCAGAAUCAAAAGGUAUUGGAAAGAAAAUUAUGAAAGCAUCAACUCGUUGUCUCACUAUUCCAGGUACAGGUUUAAUCGAAUCAUUAAAUGUAGCACAAUCCGCAUCAGUUAUUUUAGCUGAAUGUUGGCGUAUUCAAGGCAAAAAUUUAGAAUCACCAGAUGAAAAACGUAUAGAAUCUAUCAAAACUGGUAAUGGACCUUUGGAAAUCACUCCUCAAUUAUUAGGUAUAAAAGAAUCUGAUAUUUAUAACGACGAUGAAUACGAAGUUACAGAGGACGAUAAUUAA